Molecule: messenger RNA, 793 nt
Organism: Puntigrus tetrazona (Sumatra barb)
Lineage: Eukaryota; Metazoa; Chordata; Actinopteri; Cypriniformes; Cyprinidae
Gene: rps8b
Product: ribosomal protein S8b
Biological process (GO): translation; maturation of SSU-rRNA from tricistronic rRNA transcript (SSU-rRNA, 5.8S rRNA, LSU-rRNA)
Cellular component (GO): cytosolic small ribosomal subunit; ribosome
Molecular function (GO): structural constituent of ribosome
Source: RefSeq, a predicted model, not a curated record
AUGGGUAUCUCCAUUCAUUGACACAAGCGUCGUGAAACCGGAGGGAAAAGAAGAAAGUAUGAGCUGGGUCGUCCUCCAGCCAACACAAAUAUGGGCCCCCGUCGUAUUCACACGCGCGCGCUGAGGCUGGACGGCGGGAACUUCGCCUGAGGCUCCGAGUGUUGCACUCGCAAAACCAGGAUCAUUGACGUUGUGUGCAAUGCCUCCAACAAUGAGCUUGUGAGAACCAAGACCCUGGUGAAGAACUGCAUUGUUCUGGUGGACAGCACACUGUUCGGGCAGUGGUAUGACCCACUGGGCUGCAAGAAAGAGGCAAAGCUGACUCCAGAAGAGGACAAGAUCUUUAGCAAGAAACGGUCAAAGAAGGUUCAGAAGAAGAUUAAUGGACGCAGAAAGAACAGCAAAAUUAGUAGUUUGCUGGAGGAGCAGUUCUUGCAGGGCAAGCUUCUUGCCUGUAUUGCGUCUAGGCCUGGUCAAUAUGGCAGUGCAGACGGAUACGUCUUGGAAGGAAAAGAACUCGAAUUCUACCUUCAGAAGAUUAGAGCCAAGAAAGGCAAAUAGACUUAUAAAAUAUAUUGCACUUCCAUUCAAGUAGUCAGUACUCCGUUCUGUAUUCAGCACUGACUGCACUUUCACGUUACAAUCUACUUUUCUUAUUUCUUUGUUCUAUUUAUCACCAUCACAUCAGCACAUGUGAGGCCAAAUUAAAAACGUCAGUCGUGUACUUAAUGACAAAAGUGAUUGAACCUUAAAUUUGAACCAUUCCGAUUCCAUGUAAAAAAAAAAAACUGUG